This is a messenger RNA of Mytilus trossulus (common blue mussel), 1766 nucleotides long. RefSeq names its product mitoguardin-like. Gene Ontology annotation, biological process: mitochondrial fusion. Bases 123 to 1637 code for a protein of 504 amino acids. The transcript has 13 exons. The record is from RefSeq and is a predicted model, not a curated record. Lineage: Eukaryota; Metazoa; Mollusca; Bivalvia; Mytilida; Mytilidae.
CCGGAACUGAACGGGCAUUGGUACAACUUUUAGAACUAAUAUAAUUACCUCCCCUUUGUCCAGAAAACAAACCAAACGAAAUGAAAAAGCUCGUGUGAAGUUUAGUCUUGGUAGGACUAAGGAUGUCUUCCAAGUGGCCAUUGCAUUUUCCUGCCAUAACACUUCCUACUAAUAGGUCUAAAGUGGUGACAACUGUAUCAUUAGGUCUUGCUAUAUUGGGACUGAUAACAGCAUAUUUCCGUUUAAGGAAGAAAUGCAGUCAAAAUGUCAAACGACAGGUUCCUGAUGGAAGUGAACAUAAUAGUAGAUUACAUAGCUAUCUUAAUGGAGAUGUGACAACAGGUAGAGGUCAUCAUGCUGAGAGUCCAUCUGGUAGUUCUACACUAUCUAGAUUUAACAAGACACAGUUUGGUUCAAUGUCCAGUUUGGCUGCAUCUUCUGUAUCCACAGUAACACAUGCUCCAAUAGACACCGGAUCAUUGUCACCAAUACAGCUGUGUCAUCUAGGAUUUGAAACCUUACAGACAGCAGUAAGUUAUUGGGAGGAUGCAAAUGGGAAAUUAUUAUCAACUGAAGACCAAUCAAAACCAGCCAUGCACGAUGCAGACACAUUAGCAUUACAUCAACAGUUAGAAAGAUUACUGGACUCUUCUUACAGAAUGAUGGACAGUUAUGAACGUCAGUGUGAAAGACAGGCAGAUCAAGUAGCAUUUGAUUCUGCUAUUACAGCAUUUACAACAGAGAUGGACAGAGCAUCAUCAAAAAGAAGUUUAGACACUGGUUCCCAAAGUGACCAAGAUUCAUUUGUAUCAGCUACAGAUAUGGCCAAUUUAGCAGAUUUAGACAAUCAUAGAGAAAUGUUCCAACAUCUACCAUUGUAUGAAGCAGGUCUUUUAGAAUUAAAACAUGGAACCAUAACAUGUAGAACACUCAGGACAGAAAUGACACAUUGUUUGUCAGACACAGAAUUUCUUGCCAAGCUGCAUUGUCUGAGAUUGGCACUUGAGAUUAUAUUUAGUAACAGUUCCAACAAAGAAUAUUUCACUAGAAUGGGUAGACAGAUAAUUGGUGAUAUUCUUGUUAAAUCUGAAAGAGAUCCUGAAGAAUUUUUUGUUGCCUAUGAUGAAAUGAUGGAUUAUGUAUUGAAGUCAUCUAACUGGCCACAAAUGGAAGAAGAAUUGAAAGGUAGAGGGGUAAAAAGUUUUACAUUUUAUGAUGUUGUAUUAGAUUUUAUUUUGAUGGAUGCUUUUGAUGAUCUUUCCAAUCCACCCUCAUCUGUCAUUACAGUAGUACAGAAUAGAUGGCUCUCAAAUGGAUUCAAAGAAACAGCUUUAUCAACAGCAGUAUGGUCAGUUUUAAAAGCCAAAAGAAGAAUGCUCAAAGUGCCACAUGGGUUCAUUGGCAGAUUUUACAGUAUAACAGAGCAUACAAGUCCAGUAUUAGCUUGGGGUUUUCUGGGACCAGAUUCACCAUUAAAGGAAAUAUGUCUCUAUUUUAAAGAUUUAGUGUUAGGGUUCAUCUGUGAUAUAUUUAGUUUUGAGAAAAGCCGUUACACAACACUCGAUGACUUAGCAGAGGACAUUGUCAGACUUGGCAAACAAAGAUGUGAGGAUGCAGCUAUUAAACUAGCAACUUAAUAAUUAAUUUAUAUUUUAAUACUCAUACUUUUUUCAGUCUAACUGACUUUUCAUGCAUUUAUUAUUAUAUAUUGAUCCAUUAAAUGGACUAGUUAUUAAAAAAUUAACUCUUGGGGUAAAAAAUACUUG